Messenger RNA from Xenia sp. Carnegie-2017, 771 nucleotides. RefSeq names its product protein ALP1-like. NCBI's taxonomy places the organism in Eukaryota, Metazoa, Cnidaria, Anthozoa, Malacalcyonacea, Xeniidae. The coding region runs from base 1 to 771 and encodes 256 amino acids. The record is from RefSeq and is a predicted model, not a curated record. The transcript has a single exon.
AUGUCCAAGGAAGCCUUUACAGAACUAACUGAAGUGUUGCAUCAAUCAAUCGCUCCAAAUCUAAAUGGUCCAAACAAAAGGGCUAUAAGCCGAAAAGAAAUUAGCGUUACGUUAUACUUCUUGAAAGACAGCGGUUCUCUAUGUAUGACGGCGAAUGCUUUUGGUAUUGGAAUAAAUACAACAUCAAACAUAGUAUUUGAAACAUGCAAAGCUAUUGUAACAUUGCUAGGCCCUAGUUAUGUAUAUCUUCCAAAAAACAUAGAUGAGAUGAGAAUGAAAGUAGCAGAGUUUGAGUGUAAAUUUGGCAUGCAACAAGCAUUUGGUUGCAUUGAUGGCACACACAUACCAAUCAUUUGCCCAUCAAAAAAUCCACAAGACUAUUAUAAUAACAAAUGUUUUCAUUCUUUGAACGUCCAAGCAGUAUGUGACUACAGAGGAACAUUCAUGGAUGUUGAAUGCCGCUGGCCAGGCAGUGUUCAUGAUGCCAAAGUGUUUGCCAAUUCAUCAAUAAAUGACAAACUGCGAAAAGGAAAAUUGCCAGCAGUCUUUCAAUCAGUUUUGCAAGGGUAUGAGAAAGUUCCAAAUUAUCUAAUUGGUGACCCACCCUACCCACUAACCCCCUUUUCUAUGAAGGAAUAUGAUUCAUGUGAAAAUAAUGAGCAAGUCAUUUUCAACAAUUUGUUAAGAUCAGCUAGGAAUCCUAUUGAAUGUGCUUUUGGCCGCCUGAAAGCACGAUGGGCAGUUUUAACAAAACGGUUGACCUUAAAUUAG